Messenger RNA from Cyprinodon variegatus (sheepshead minnow), 4817 nucleotides. RefSeq names its product potassium channel tetramerization domain containing 16 (gene kctd16b). The transcript is spliced from 2 exons. Bases 639 to 1931 code for a protein of 430 amino acids. Gene Ontology annotation, biological process: protein homooligomerization; regulation of G protein-coupled receptor signaling pathway. Gene Ontology annotation, cellular component: postsynaptic membrane; presynaptic membrane. Gene Ontology annotation, molecular function: protein binding. The record is from RefSeq and is a predicted model, not a curated record. NCBI's taxonomy places the organism in Eukaryota, Metazoa, Chordata, Actinopteri, Cyprinodontiformes, Cyprinodontidae.
GAGCUGCAGCGGCUCUUCGGACUUUUUGGCUCCAAGAAUAUUGAUUAAAAAAAAACAACAACACAUGGAUUUCGAUUUUUACAUUAUUUAGGAGAGCAACGAAUAUAUAUUUGUUUGACUGUAAAGACAAAACACAUUCAGAAUCAGCUACGAAGUUUCCCUUCACCCCAAGCCUUUUUUUUUCUUCUGCUCUUUGGACUAUAACCUAAAAAUAAGUUGACUUCCUUCGUGUUUGUGAGAAGCUUUAUUUUCUUUGUUGGAAGAUACUACUGGGAACAAAAGAUAAGCAUGCAAGGAAUGUUUUUCUUUUUUCAGCCAAUGCAUUAAGGCUUCUCUCAGCAAUUUUCCCCAAAGGCUGUAAAGAGUCGCUAAUGUGAGCCUCUAAUUCAGCUCUCCACUCUAACACAGCACCGACUCCUCUUUCCUCCACCAAAGUCACCCACCAGGCGCGCUGCACACUCAGCAAUGGAUAAACGAACCUAGAGGGUCGCUGAUUUAACGUCAAUGGAAGAAAAACGAAAAAGAAGAUCGCUCUGAGAUGAAGUUGGAGACUCUGCCACCAAAUAAAGGAGGACGCUUCUUUUGACACCACUUAUUUUUAUUUUUUUCCCCAUCAUUUUCAGAGAAAAUAAAAAAGAAUGGCGCUGAGUGGAAACUGCAGGACUAAUCCCAAAGACCUGCAAUCUUCAGUCCAGAACAGUUUUCCAGAUGUUGUUGAGCUGAACGUAGGGGGACAGGUUUAUUAUACCCGCCACUCCACUUUGGUGGGGACCCCGAAUUCGCUGCUCGGUAAACUGUUCUCCUCCAAAAAAGAGGCAUCGAACGAUUUGGCAAGAGACCCCAAGGGUCGGUACUUCAUCGACAGGGAUGGGUUUUUAUUCCGAUAUGUGCUGGACUACCUCCGAGACAAGCAGGUCGUCCUCCCGGACCACUUCCCUGAGAAAGGGAGGCUCCGGAAAGAGGCAGAGUACUUUCAGCUCCCAGACCUGGUGAAACUUCUGACCCCGGAGGACAUCAAGCACAGCCCGGACGACUUUUUCCACAGCGACCACGAAGACGGUUCCCAGGGUAGUGACCACAGACAGUGUCCACCCCCCUCUCUGGUCCCCGCGGACAGGAAGAGCGGCUUCAUCACAGUGGGGUACCGGGGGUCAUGCACCAUGGGGCGCGAGAGCCAGAGCGACGCCAAAUUCAGGAGAGUACCUCGGAUACUGAUCUGUGGCAGGGUGGCUUUGGCCAAAGAGGUGUUCGGGGAAACGCUAAACGAGAGCAGGGACCCGGACAGAACCCCGGAGCGGUACACCUCCCGGUUUUAUCUCAAGUUCAAGCACCUGGAGAGAGCUUUUGACAUGCUGUCAGAGUGCGGCUUCCAGAUGGUAGCCUGCAACUCCUCAGUCACAGCAUCGUUUGUCAACCAGCACACAGAAGACAAGAUCUGGUCCAGCUACACUGAAUAUGUCUUUUACCGUGGUCCAUCACGCUGGUCAUCCCCACCAUGCGACUGCUGCUGCAAGAACCACAAGGGUGACGGUGAAGGCGAGAGUGGUACUUCCUUUAAUGAGCUUUCAACAUCCAGCUCGGAGAGCCAGUCAGAGGCCAGCUCUCCCCAGGGAACUGUUGUCUGUGGUCCAGUCAGUCGUCAGUCGCACCCUCAUGCCAAAGUGCAGACCCUGGACAGACCGCAGAAGAAAGGCCCAGUUAGCAUGAUUCAGCAAUCUGACCAGCGACGGAAGAGUGACUUACUGCGCACUCUUACAGCCAGCUCGCGGGACACCAGUGGAUCUAAGAAACGGCCUGCUAAAGAAAAGCUGACGGUUGAGGAGGAGCUGGAAAAGUGCAUUCAAGAUUUCCGCAACAUCAAGAUCCCAGAGAGGUUUCCUGAGAGGAAGUACAUGUGGCAGGCUGACCUGCUAAGAAAGUAUCGCCUUUGAGCCAGAAUUUUGAAGGAAUGCAUUAAAGGAGGAGACACCAGGCCAAGGAUCAGUUUACAUGUAUUUCCAUCAAUUUCUUCACACAAAAUGAGGUUUUGAAAGGACACUACAUACAAGGAUAUUGAAUGUCAGAACCAGGAUUAAAUCAUCAAAACGGGAAUUGCAAAGGCUAAUAAAAAAUGUUAUAUGUACAGUAUGUAUUUAUAUGUAGUUUAGACCAACUAUAUACUGUAGGUAUGUGCAGUAACUUGCUAAAUGCAUCAGUGCUGGACUAUUACAAGAGACCUAACUGAUAGAACAAUUGAAAUCCUUUUACUGGCUGCACCUGGUGUUACUGAUGGCUAAUGGAUUGCACAGACUGUAAUUGACCAUCAAUUUGAUGGGAAAAAAACUACAAACUCUACAUUUCUGAUCCAACAGAGGCAAACACUGAUUUAUUGCGUGUACGUAUGAGUAUGUUGAUAUGUAUGUGUGUGUUUGUACCCAGGUGGCCUGGAGGUCAAAGAUAAAUCUGCAUCAGGACUCAUUAAUUAUUCAUGCAGUUCCAACAGAGCUCUCUCCACGAAUACUCCCUGAGAUCUCUGCUGCUACAGCGGCACAAACAGCUGGGCUGAUUACUUCUCUUUUAGGUAACAUUUGGGGACUCUUAAGCCAGAGGGAGGCACAAUUUCAUCAGCAUAUAAAUUAAUUCACCUUCUUAGAAGGAGGUUAGGUUGCAAAUGUGCCCAUGGAACACCAAAUAGUUACACAUGGCUUUAAUUUUGACAAAGUUGCCUGGACAUAGACCAACAGUCGUGAGGGAUUAAUGAAAGAGCAGUCAAACUUUGAAAGAAAGCAAAGGUUUGAUAAAUUGAACACUCAGAUCACAGUCAUCAAACUAUAUUAACAUGCUUAAAAAAAGAAUCUAAUGUCAAUGUACAAUAAAUCAUUGCAUAAUUAAGCCUCACUCUGUAUGACAGCUACUAAACAGACAGAAUAGGAAAGGUCGGUUUAGUUUUCUAACACUGCCAAAACAAUUUGAGGCUUUUCACUUAUUGUUGACAAGCUGAUCAAUAAUAUUGAUGACUACUGUAGUUUGAUGGUAAAGCUAAUAAAUGAAGUUCUUGUUUACAGUUAUUAGUUAGGUCCUUGGGUUCACAACAAAAAGAUGCAACUUGUGUAUUCAGUGAACGUUAGCGAUUACUUGUUUAUUUAAGUUUUUAGUGGUGAUGGAAUGUGCUACAAAGGAAGUACAGAAACUAAGAUGGCAGGGAUCUUCAACCUUCACAAGGAAAACACAAUUAGUACAAUACUAGAUAUUUUAAAAAACUUCAAUUUUUUAUUGUAAUUUUAUUGUAAUAACAUAAUACUGAUAGAAGCACAAUAUAUGCUUAUUUAAUUGUGUGGUUUAAAUUACAUGACAAUCAAUUGGUAAAGAAAUCUAAGGACGUUUCUGUAGUCAUUAUAAAAGCGCAUAAGGCGUAAGGAAAGUAAGCUGUGCAUUUUCAUUAUUAUAUGGUGAGACACACAAUUGAAUGAGACUGGGGACAAUGCUUUCCCUGAGAACCCAAAGAAAACAAUAAGUGUGCAAUUUUAUUUUACUUUAUGAGCAGUAAUUAAAAGCAAAUAGUACUGUAUCUUAAGGCCCUUUCAAUUACACAGAAAAAGGGUUGAUUUUUUUUCAUACCUUGGUUUCAAACAAAAAGGUUUACUAUGACUAAAAAUUCGGAGUUCUCACUGACUUGUCCUCAUUUAUCUGCAUCCCUGUGGAAGUUAAUUUGUUCUUUUUGUCAGAGUAAAUUUCUCUUGUUUGACUCGUUCAGUAGAAUUGUUGAUUGAAUAAGAAUGGGGAUGUCCUGAUCUUCUGGCUUUUUUGAAUAUUUGCUUUACAGUAACGGACAGCACCUAACUUUCCUCCACCUCCACAUAGAUAUGAACUUCAAUGUCAUCAAAUUCUUUUUGUUUUUCAUAGAACUUAAUAUUAUGUCAGCCCAAACUUUGCAGGUAUAAGAGCUUCAACUCUUCCAAGAAAUGUUGAAAUUGUCCUGAAAAUCUUCUUAAGUACUUCUUUUUAUGAAUUAUUGAGUGUUUAUACGAAUUUCUUAUCAUUCUUACGAAGCCCAUUUAUUAAGAGCAGAUACUGAUGCUGCACAACAAGUCUGUCAAAAUAAAAAUAAUAAUUUGAGACUUUAGGGGUAUUUUUGUUAAGUACUAGAGCACUGUCAUAUUCAGACAGAGAAAGGCGAUCCGAACACUUUCCCAACACAGUUGUAAGCAGGCAGUUCUAAAUAUCCUGGAAUACUGAGGCAUUAAUAUCUCCAGAGACAGAGUGCUUUACAAAAUUGUUUUUGACACUUUGAAUUAUACUUGGUAUUUUAAGGUUUAAUAUUAGCUGUUCAUCUAUUGAAAUCCAUUGAGUUAAGGACUCUACAACUUUUAUAAAUCUAACCAGAUGUAUACAGCUAUUCAGUCUGAAAAAUCUGCAAUGUUACUAAAUGGCUGAAACUUAUCGCUUACACAUUUUUUUUUUUCCCCCCCAACAGAUUAAGGUAAAUAUGUAAUAGGGAAGAAUUUUCUUUGACCAAAUAUUAAACAAAUGUCUGUCAAAGCAGUCUGCAAUCAGAUUACAAGGAUUUUCCAAAAUAUCAAUGGUUUAAACUCACCUAUUUGAACUUUAAAAAUAUGAAAUUUCUCAGCUGUUUUAAACUAUUGUGGCACAAAGCAUCAGCAAUUCCAAAAGUACAAAAUCUAAAUGUUGUAGGUUUAGUUGCUAACUUAGCAGUCUAGUUAUUUGUUGUGACAGCUGUAGCCACAGCGUUCUAAGAGUGAGUAAGGAGAAGAAAGAAAACGUUUAAGGAAAAAAUUAUUUUGGCAUUGGCAUGACAUGCUUAAAGGUAUUGUGGAGGA